Molecule: messenger RNA, 2700 nt
Organism: Anoplopoma fimbria (sablefish)
Lineage: Eukaryota; Metazoa; Chordata; Actinopteri; Perciformes; Anoplopomatidae
Gene: ntn4
Product: netrin 4
Exons: 10
Coding region: 315-2198 (627 amino acids)
Biological process (GO): basement membrane assembly; cell migration; substrate adhesion-dependent cell spreading
Cellular component (GO): laminin trimer
Molecular function (GO): protein binding
Source: RefSeq, a predicted model, not a curated record
CUCCCUGCGACCCUUAGAAAUAGAUCUGCGGGGCAGAGCGGGUGAACGCACGCACACACUGCGGGGAAAUGAAACGCAGACCCGAUCACCGCACCGCCGGUCCUCUCCUCUCUCUGCGGGUCUCAGGGUCAUGUUGUUAUCGGCUUAUUGGAUCGCAGCUCAGUGAAAGAGAAAGUCCACACGGGAUCUGAACAUACGCACUUUGCAACCGUGGAUGGAAAUCUCCACAUACUUGAUGUCUGAAUAACUUGGAUUUUUUUUUUUUUCUCUCCCUUUCUGACAUAUUUGGGAUUUUUCCUGUAAAACACGGAAAUAUGAUGAUUGUAUUUGCCAUCAGCCUGGCCGUGUUGUCUAAUGCAGGUCUGUCGGUGGAGGUGAUUCGUGCCGGCGUGGCCCCUCACUGUGAGAGCCGGGCCUGCAACCCCCGCAUGGGAAACUUAGCUCUGGGUCGCCGCGUCCUGACGCAGACCGUCUGCGGCAACAACGGCACCGAGCUCUACUGCUCCUACUCCGACCCCAACGCCAACCUGGCCUGCGAUGCCGCCAAGUGCGCCAAAUGCAACGCCGGCCUGCCCCUCCUGUCCCACCUGGCCGGGGCCAUGUCGGACUCCUCCUUCCGUCACCCCAACACCUGGUGGCAGUCGGCCGAGGGGGUAGAGUCUGACACGGUGCAGCUGGACCUGGAGGCAGAGUUCUACUUCACACACCUCAUCGUGGUGUUUCGCUCGCCGAGGCCGGCCGCCAUGACCCUGGAGCGGUCGCAGGACUUUGGGAGAUCGUGGAAGAUGUUGCAGUACUACGCAAAAAACUGUAGCGCCGCCUUCGGGAUGGAGGAGGGAAAGGUGGGCGUGGGCCGGGACGGGGCCGUCUGCACCGCCAAAUACUCCGGGGCUUAUCCCUGCAACCGUGGAGAGGUGAUCUACCGCACCCUCCCAAAGUGGGAGUCCCUGGAUCCCUUCGGGGUCGAGGGCCAGCAGCAGCUGAGGGUGACCAACAUCCGGAUCAGACUGCUGAAGCGACAGUCGUGUCCCUGCCAGGCCAAAGACCUCGCCUCCAAGCACAAAGCUCUUCCCACCCACCACUUUGCCAUCUACGACCUGAUCGUGAAGGGAAGCUGCUUCUGCAACGGACACGCCGAGCAGUGUGUUCCUGCACCGGGCUACCAGGCCAUCAGAGACCGCACCAACCAUGUGGUCCAUGGGAAGUGUGUGUGCAGACACAACACUGCAGGUGAUCACUGCGAGCGCUGCACUCCUCUCUUCAACGACCGACCCUGGCAGCCCGCUGACGGACUGACGGGCGCUCCACACGAAUGUCGGAAGUGCAAGUGUAACGGACACGCUCAGAGCUGCCGUUUUGACUGGACGGCGUGGCGUGAGUCCGGCCAGCGCAGCGGAGGCGUUUGUGACUGUCUGCACAACACUGAGGGACGUCAGUGUCAGAAAUGCAAAGCCGGCUUCUACAGAGACCCCCAGAGACCACAGACAGCCCCCGACUCCUGCAAACCAUGCAGCUGUCACCCCCUGGGCUCCAUGCCCUUCCACCUGGCUGACGGCUCACUCUGCGACCCCUCCAACGGAAAUUGCAUCUGCAAACCUGGAGUAGGUGGAAACCACUGCGACAGGUGCAUGGUGGGAUACUGGGGCUUCCACGAGUACGGCUGCCGUCCAUGUGACUGUGCAGGAGACUGUGAUCCGUUUACUGGAGACUGCAUGUUCGGCUCUGACCUGGAACUGUACAACUCAGAGGGAAACUCCAGCGAACCGGUGAGGAUCUUCAGAGCAGACGAACUAUUCUCUGCCCUCCAUUACUCAGAGAAGUGUGAGUGCAAAGAGCAAGCCCUGACCAACAGUAAACUCUUCUGCACUAUGAAUUAUGCAUACGUCCUGAAGGUGAAAGUGCUGUCGGCCCACGAUAAGGGCUCCCACGCCGAGGUGGAAGUCAAAGUUCAGAAGGUGCUCAGUCAGAAGACCAAGGUGAAGAUACAGCGAGGUCGGGUCACUCUUUACCCCGAGUCCUGGACCGCACGGGGCUGCACCUGUCCGAUACUCAACCCAGGGCUGGAGUACAUCGUGGCCGGCCACUCGGACCGUAAGCAGGGCCGCCUCCUGGUCAACAUGAAGAGCUUCGUCAAGCCCUGGAAAGCCAGCUUGGGGCGCAAAGUCCUCACGCUUCUCAAGAAAGACUGCAACUGGUAGGCGGACGGUCAACAAACACCGGAGGACAGACGGACAAAAUGGACAGCAAUGUCUCUGAUUUUCUUGUCCUCCAGAUGUGGAGUGCUGAAUCGCACACAGCUCUGGGAUCAGGUUUUUUGAAAGCUGAACUGAGAUGAUCCAAACCCUCCUUUUAUUCCUCUGCUGUCGUCCAAUGGGAGCUGGUGUCGGACUGCACCGGCUAAAAGCACAAAGGACAUAAUUUUAUUAAGACGUAUCGUGUUUUGGACAUUAGGAUUUCUUCUGCAGCUGUUGCUCAAGAGAUUGAGGAGUUUAGCGCUUUGGCCAAGUGCUUUUUUUAUUCCCUCUGGACGCAUUGACAAAAGAUUAAAAACUGAAUCUCUUCCUCUAUGCAGCACUUUAGCCUAAGAUUGACUGAGGAAUACGGACACACAAAGAGAGGAACACUCAACACACACACACUGACUGACUCCCCUGACAUGGACUGGAUGCAUGCAUCAGUGUGUGUGUGUGUGUGUGUGUG